Molecule: messenger RNA, 1054 nt
Organism: Saccostrea cuccullata (small rock oyster)
Lineage: Eukaryota; Metazoa; Mollusca; Bivalvia; Ostreida; Ostreidae
Product: girdin-like
Exons: 3
Coding region: 1-1041 (346 amino acids)
Molecular function (GO): protein binding
Source: RefSeq, a predicted model, not a curated record
AUGGUUAUAUCCAUGUCGACAUCAAAUUUACCUUUGGCGGUUCUGAAAUCCGAGGAGAAGCCAAUAACUGUUGUGUGUGCAAACGAAUCAGUACGGGAAGACAUACACCAUCUAAAGCAGCAACUGAGUCAGGAAACUUUAAUACGAUUGUCCCUCGUCCAUCAGAUGUCUGCGUUUGUCAAUGAAUUAUUAACAGUGAAAAAAGAGAUGGCCAGCGUUCUGGUAAAGAUGGAAGAAGUAGAAAAAGGUAAUGCUGAUAUUCAGCUUGAAAAACAAAGAAUGCGCAUGGAAUUGGACAGACAGAUAAAGAUUAACAACACUGACCGUGAAACAUUACAAGAAAACACACAGCAUCAUAAAGACCUCCAGUCAGCUGUAGAAGAAAUCUUUCGUAAUUAUACUGCUGAAUUCAGGACCGAGGAAAUUACCGAGGUGAAAAAUGAUAUGUCCGAGAUACUAGACAAAAUACAAGAACUGGAAAACAACGUCACUGAUCUUGAACUUGAAAAUCAACGAUUGCAGAGGAAAUUAGACGAAAACAUAAUAGAAAAGGAGAAGGAGGAUGACACAAAACUACAAAUGAUUAAGGAAUUACAGGAAGAUUUCAGGAAUGUGACAACAAAAAUAGAGAGAACACGACCUGAGAUGCUUCCUUCGUUUCACGCUCGACUUUCGCGCCCCGUAAGAAAAAUUGGCCUCUCCCAAACUGUUAUCUUUGACCUUGAAGUUGUGGACACAACUAAUUCCUACGAUCCACAAUCUGGAAUUUUCACUGCGCCAGUAACUGGAACAUAUGUCUUCUACUGGAAUAUAUUGUCUAAUGAAGCCUCAGGAAUGGACACGGCAUUGGAUUCCUCACAAGGAGCUUUAGGAUGUGGAUUCGUCAGUCAUGCUGUAAAUUAUGGAAAUGGGGGAAACUUGGUGUUAGCGAAUCUGACCUCUGGAACGCAUGUCUGGGUGAAGAAAGCUGACAAAUUUGGCAAUUACAUACAUGAGAGAUUUUCGACAUUUUCUGGUUAUCUUUUGCAGGCAUCAGGUUAAUGUGAACUUUGUU